AUGGGCAUCAAGCUCCUCAGAAGGUGGCUAGUGCGCAGCGCUGAGGGAGAUGUUCUAGAGGUCUCUGCAGGCACUGGAAGGAAUCUACCGUACUACAAAUAUGACCAGCUGAAGUCCCUCACCUUGACGGACAGCUCCAAAUACAUGCUGUGGCACGCCAGCCAAAAGUACAGAGACAGACCGGCCACAAAAGGCUCCUCCCUGCCAGUCAGCUUCUUCCUCAGCGAUGCAGAGAAGCUGGCCAGCCCCCAGGCUGCAGCUGCUGUGCCUACCAGUGAUCUGGAAGCAAAGGGACGUCCAUCUGGAGCAGAUAUCGAUGCCAAAGAGUCAGCAUCUGGGCAGCACAGUCAUGUGUCGGGCGUGUUUCCCACCAGGACGCAUGCUUAUGGAGAGAACUGCUUUGAUACAGUGGUUGACACCUUUGGGCUGUGCUCGCACGGGAACCCAGUGCAUGUCCUCAAGGAGAUGGCGCGAGUGUGCAAGCCGGACGGCAGGAUACUUUUACUGGAGCACGGCAAGGCAAAUCCAGAAUGGCUCAACAGGAUUCUGAACGAGGGGGCUCACAAGCAUCUCAUGAAAUGGGGCUGUGAGUGGAAUCGAGACAUAGAGAGCAUUGUGAAGGAGGCUGGACUGGAGAUAGAGUCCAUGUCCAGGUGGCAUUUUGGGACAACCUACCUCAUUGUUGCAAGGCCACCUCCUUUAUGA
This is a messenger RNA of Coccomyxa subellipsoidea C-169, 705 nucleotides long. RefSeq names its product S-adenosyl-L-methionine-dependent methyltransferase. Gene Ontology annotation, molecular function: methyltransferase activity. NCBI's taxonomy places the organism in Eukaryota, Viridiplantae, Chlorophyta, Trebouxiophyceae, Coccomyxaceae. The transcript is spliced from 4 exons. The record is from RefSeq and is a predicted model, not a curated record. The coding region runs from base 1 to 705 and encodes 234 amino acids.